UUAUCGCGGUUCUCUAAUCCCCUCCCUCUCCCGCAAGUGCCGCUUUCCGGAGGGCUCGCUCGCUGCUCCCCGCGCUCCUGCAUGACUGUCACCAAGAUGUCAUGGCGCCCGCAGUACCGCAGCUCCAAGUUCCGCAACGUCUACGGCAAGGUGGCCAACCGGGAGCACUGCUUCGACGGCAUCCCCAUCACCAAGAACGUGCACGACAACCACUUCUGCGCCGUCAACGCGCGCUUCCUCGCCAUCGUCACCGAGAGCGCCGGCGGCGGCUCCUUCCUCGUCAUCCCGCUGGAGCAGACUGGCCGGAUCGAGCCGAACUACCCCAAAGUGUGCGGCCAUCAGGGCAACGUGCUCGACAUCAAGUGGAACCCCUUCAUCGAGACCGUCAUCGCGUCCUGCUCCGAGGACACCUCCGUGCGGAUAUGGGAGAUCCCCGAGGGCGGCCUGAAGCGCAACAUGACGGAGGCGGUGCUGGAGCUGUACGGGCACAGCCGGCGCGUGGGCCUCGUCGAGUGGCACCCCACCACCAACAACAUCCUCUUCAGCGCUGGCUAUGACUAUAAGGUGCUCAUCUGGAACCUGGACAUCGGCGAGCCGGUGAAGAUGAUCGACUGCCACGCGGACGUCAUCCUCUGCAUGUCCUUCAACGCGGACGGCAGCCUGCUGGCCACCACGUGCAAGGACAAGCGGCUGCGCGUGGUGGAGCCGCGCUCGGGGCGCGUGCUGCAGGAGGCCAGCUGCAAGAACCACCGCGUGAACCGCGUCGUCUUCCUGGGGAGCACCAAGCGCCUGCUCACCACGGGCGUCUCGCGCUGGAACACGCGGCAGAUCGCGCUCUGGGACCAGGAAGACCUGUCCAUGCCGCUCAUCGAGGAGGAGAUCGACGGGCUCUCGGGCCUCCUCUUCCCCUUCUACGACGCCGACACACGCAUGCUCUACCUGGCCGGCAAGGGUGACGGCAACAUCCGCUACUACGAGAUCGGCUCCGAGAAGCCCUACCUGAGCUAUCUCAUGGAGUUCCGCUCGCCRGCGCCCCAGAAGGGCCUGGGGGUGAUGCCCAAGCAUGGGCUGGACGUGUCGGCCUGCGAGGUUUUCCGCUUCUACAAGCUCGUCACCCUCAAGGGGCUCAUCGAGCCCAUCUCCAUGAUCGUGCCGCGGCGGUCGGAGACCUACCAGGAGGACAUUUACCCCAUGACGCCGGGCACGGAGCCGGCGCUGACACCGGAUGAGUGGCUGAGCGGCAUGAACAGAGACCCCAUCCUGAUGUCGCUGAAGGAGGGCUACAGGAAGGUGUCCAAAAUCGUGUUCAAGGCCCCGGCGCGGGAGAAGAAGAGCGUCGUGGUGAACGGCAUCGACCUGCUGGAGAACGUGCCGCCGCGCACCGAGAACGAGCUGCUCCGCAUGUUCUUCCGCCAGCAAGACGAGAUCCGCCGGCUGAAGGACGAGCUCGCGCAGAAGGACAUCCGCAUCCGGCAGCUCCAGCUGGAGCUCAAGAACUUGCGCAACAGCCCCAGGAACACUUAACAUCCCGGGACGUUUUCUAAAUAAACUCUCCUUGUUUAUACUCGCUCUUUAAUUUUUGUCCUACCCGCUCGCACAGACCGGGAGCCCCAAGCCGAGCGACCUGCCAAGAGGCCACGCGCUAACUGGAAAUACGUCCUUGUAGUCUUGUCUAGCACUAAAAAGGCUCCGCGCUGUCACUGGAAGCUACUGCAUGAAGGGAAGCCGGGGCGGGACGGCUGCCCCGGCCUUUUCCU
This is a messenger RNA of Nothoprocta perdicaria, 1757 nucleotides long. It is a transcript of the gene CORO2B, whose product is annotated as coronin 2B. Gene Ontology annotation, molecular function: actin filament binding. The transcript has 12 exons. Bases 82 to 1524 code for a protein of 480 amino acids. The record is from RefSeq and is a predicted model, not a curated record. NCBI's taxonomy places the organism in Eukaryota, Metazoa, Chordata, Aves, Tinamiformes, Tinamidae. Gene Ontology annotation, biological process: actin filament organization.